This is a messenger RNA of Puntigrus tetrazona (Sumatra barb), 1956 nucleotides long. RefSeq names its product sphingomyelin phosphodiesterase 2a (gene smpd2a). Gene Ontology annotation, cellular component: cytoplasm. The record is from RefSeq and is a predicted model, not a curated record. Lineage: Eukaryota; Metazoa; Chordata; Actinopteri; Cypriniformes; Cyprinidae. The transcript is spliced from 11 exons. Bases 269 to 1576 code for a protein of 435 amino acids. Gene Ontology annotation, molecular function: sphingomyelin phosphodiesterase activity.
UCCGUGUCAUGCGCAGGAGCCGCACUGUGCCGCGUAACGUUAGGCGAUACAGUGGAUACAGUGGAGGUCAUUUGACGGGACGAUGAUGAUUAUCGAUCGGUCAGCGAGGGACAGCUGUCACGCGCUCGCAAAGAGCGCGAGCGGAACGCACGCGGAGCAUCGAUCCGAGGGCCAGUCCCAUGCAGUUUGAAGCCCCGCCUCCAGAGCCGGACUUUAAAGCGCUCGCCGCUCUCGGACUGACGGACUGAAGCUCGAGCCGCGCGGCGCCAUGGCAACAGAGCGGCCCUCCGGACUGCGCGUCUUCUCUCUCAACUGCUGGGGAAUCCGAUUCUUCAGUCAACUCUGUACACAGCGGUACGAGAUGAUCGGAGAACUACUGGGCCGAGAGCAGCACGACAUCGCCCUGUUACAGGAAGUAUGGAGUGAAAGAGAUUUCCUUUUCCUGAAGAGAAAGCUGUCUUCCUCUCAUCCUCAUACUCAUUAUUUCAAGAGUGGGGUCAUUGGCAGUGGGCUUGCUGUGUUCUCCAGACACACGAUCCAGGACGCGCUGCUCUAUCAGUACUCUCUUAAUGGCUACCCAUAUAUGCUCCGUCAUGGCGACUGGUUUGGAGGCAAAGCAGUUGGAUUGGUCAUCGUAGACGUUUCUGGAUUAAAGGCACACAUCUAUGUUACUCACUUACAUGCAGAGUACUCCAGGGCUCAAGAUGAAUACCUUCCCCACAGAAUAGUGCAGUCGUGGGAACUGUUGCAGUUCGUGCGCCACACGUCCCGUGGAGCGGAUCUGGUGGUUCUGGGAGGGGACCUGAACAUGCAUCCUCAGGACCUGGGAAACCGUCUCCUCAGAUCCCUCACUGGCCUCAGAGACUGCUAUAGUGAAACAGACACGUUUGAUGGCUGUGAAGACGGUCACACGCUAAUAGCAGACAAUCAGUUCACAAAGAAGCAAGAUCUUAUUCCUUUCGAGAAGGGCAUCAGGAUUGACUACAUUCUCAUGAAGGGCUCUCAGAGAGUGAACAUGAAAUGUGAGUCUCUUUCCACCACCAAGGGUUCAGUGGCUGAUAAACCCUUUCCAUAUUCUGACCACGAGGCUCUGACUGCUGACCUGACCCUGCUGCGCUCCGAGGACAGCAGACAGCGUGGAUCAGACAGUAAGCACACAGAUGCUGCACUGGCUGCAUCGGAGCAGAUGGACGUGGUCACAGAGGCACGUGCGCUGGUGAAAGAAGGCCUGUGUCAGACCGAGGCCCUGCGGGACAAAGCCAUGUGUCUGAUGUUCGGCGCUCUGCUGAUACUGCUGCUGCCGCUGGCUGUGGCCUUCCUGCCCUGCUCCUGCUCCUGCUCCUUCAGCACCAUGGGGCUUCUGGGAGCCGUUUGCAUGGCCCUGCUCCUCUCUGGAGCUCUGCUCUACCUGCUCUUCACCACACACAUCAAAGUCCUGAAAGAGACUGAAGACCAGAUGACGCUGACCUCUCGUGACCUCCAGACUAAACUGACGGGAUGUCAACUGUCUGGAUCUUCAUCCUCCGAUGGUUCUCCAGAGAUCCAGCCGCUGGGUCCUUUUAAACGGGAGGAGUAAGGUUGACCCAUAAGAGCUGGUCCUGGAUCAGGUUACUGUACCUCAGUGUUACACAAUAGCUGUUAGGAUAUGACUUGAAGGAGCUGAUCCGAGAUCAGUGCUCUGAGGCUAUACCUACCUCAAUAGACAAGAUAAAUCAUUGUGGAGCUACUGCUCUUUGCGUUUCAACGAACUGUAAAUCUUGAAGGCUGGAAAGGAAAGCCCUGUUUGUUUCCACGAGGGCGAGUAAUUUAAUUCUGUGCUUGUCUAUGCUUGUAAAGACACAGUGUGCUUUCUGAUAUUUUGUUGAGGUACUACUAGACCACGUUUUAGGCAUUAUAAUCACCGUUUGAAUGUCACUUCGUCAUAAUCAUGAAUAAAACAAUCACUAUUCUGAAGCA